AUGAGCAUCAACAUCGUCAAGUACACCUUCAAGUACGUGCUUGUUAACAAGCCCUCGGGAAUCGCCUGUGAAGGCUACGGUGCACAUAGCUUACUUCCUCAAGUAACCAAAUUUUUCAAGCUGCUCAGACCCGAAGCUCCAUUGGACCCCAAGCGGUUCAAAUUGGUGCAAAGGCUCGACCGUUAUGUCACUGGUGGCAUGAUAGUGUCGAGGGACGAGAAGUUCACCAAGAAGAUGAACAAGGCGUUGGCUAAGAAGGAAGCGAAUCUUCUGUUGACCAGACGGUACGUGGGUCUCUUGGGUCUUGUCUUUGACGAUAAUUCCUUGAGUAGUGGGACCAUCACGUACGAUGUGGCUUCGCUAGAACGAGAUCUGAAACGAUCGAAUGCAGACGGACAACUGCUCGUGAACCACGCUUCCAGCACCAGAUUCAAGAUCUUGCACCACCUCAAAAGAGUGCCAACUGGUCCACAGGUGCAAAAAUACCCAGAGUUGUACGAGUCCAAGGUGCUCUAUCCCAUAAUCUACGAGCUAGACACUGGCAGAAAGAACCAGUUGAGAGACCACACCCAAAAUGCUUUUGGCACCACGCUCCUCAAUGACGACGCCUUUACUCAGUUCAAAUUAUUCCUGGCAACCAAGGUCCUGGCAAAUAGCACAGCCUACAAAUCGAACCAGAUUGGUCUUCACUCCGCAUACGUAAAGUUGGUCCAGGGAGGGAAUGUGAAAGAAGAAGCUUUGAUUCCUGUGCACGUGGCUGAAGACAGAGAAUUGUGGACUGGAUUCACAGAAGAGAAUGGUGAUUUCGUGGCCGAGAUCCAGAGAGAACUAGUUGAAUUCACAAAUGAGAACGGAAAAUCAUCGUAAAAGCCAGAAAAUCGAUUUCGGACUGUUAUUUGGCACUGGGCUGAAAUAAUAGACAGUAGUGUCCGGGAUAAAGUUACAGCUUUCGCUUUCAGCCCAAUUCAAGCACGCAUCUCAAGCUUAUGAUUCUGUAUCUAUCGGUAUGAAUCAAUAAAAACUCAUUAACAUGCAUUAUUCGAGAACUUAAUAGGACUAGAAUACUAAAACAAGC
This is a messenger RNA of Suhomyces tanzawaensis NRRL Y-17324, 1075 nucleotides long. Its product is annotated as pseudouridine synthase. Gene Ontology annotation, biological process: pseudouridine synthesis. Gene Ontology annotation, molecular function: pseudouridine synthase activity; RNA binding. NCBI's taxonomy places the organism in Eukaryota, Fungi, Ascomycota, Pichiomycetes, Serinales, Debaryomycetaceae. The coding region runs from base 1 to 867 and encodes 288 amino acids. The record is from RefSeq and is a predicted model, not a curated record. The transcript has 2 exons.